GGGGUCAGCGCACAAGCAGCGGGUGUGUUGGUCCGGGCGCCCGGGGAGAAGAUGCUCCGCGUCUGAAUCGCAGUGAGAGGGAAAGGGGGGGCCCCUGGAUUCAGUUCAGCUCCUCCCCAUGUGGGGGCUCCCUUGAUCACAUCUCGGAACCUGAGCGCUUUCACUGAAAUCCGCGUUUUUCCGCUGCUAAAGGGGAGCAGCAGCCGGGGAGACAAGUCGGGCGUUUAUGGGCAGCAGGGGCGCCCCCAGGAUGUUGGGGUUCCUGUGGCUCUGCCUCCUUCUGGGCACCCCCAGCCGCGGAGAGAUCACUUGCCGGCACUGUCACCCCCACAUCCAGCCGGGGAGAGAAGUUGUGCGGGACCCCAUGGGGGGCAAGGCUGGGAAUGUGCGGGGGGCGCUCGGAUCGCUGGAGCCGCAGCUUCUUGGGGGGCAGCAGCCGACUUCUACGGUCAGUGGGUCCCACAGCUGGAGAUCUGCCCCUCUCCCCCCGGGGGGGGACCCCCAAGCCCCUUACACAGGGCAGGGAGGGGGCAGGAUGAAGAGACACAGCCAGUCGGGGGCCGGGGGGCCCCACAAGGAGAUUUUGCUGCCCUCCGGUCCCACCGAUGAGGAUCUUGUAUCCAGGAUGGUGAAAAGGUCGGAAUCCAAGGGAUCCAGAGAGGAAGGGAGGUUGCCCCGGGCCAGGGGGCAGGAACUGACCCUCAGCAGCACCAGUUUCCCCCUGACUGGAGAUUCUGCCCACAACCAGGCAAUGGUCCAUUGGACAGGGGGAGGCAACAGCAGUGUGAUUUUGAUUCUGACAAAACUCUACGACUUCAACUUGGGGAGUGUGACGGAGAGCUCUCUCUGGAGAUCCACAGACUAUGGGACGACCUAUGAGAAGUUCAAUGAGAAGGUCGGGCUGAAGACUGUGCUGAGUUAUUUGUAUGUGAGUCCCACUAACAAGAGAAAGAUCAUGUUGCUAAGCGACCCCGACAUGGAGAGCAGCAUCUUAAUCAGCUCCGACGCCGGCGCCACCUACCAGAAAUACCGACUGAACUUCUACAUCCAGAGUCUCCUCUUCCACCCAAAGCAGGAGGACUGGGUGUUGGCCUACAGCCUGGACCAGAAGCUUUACAGCUCAAUGGAUUUUGGGAGGAGAUGGAACCUGAUGCACGAGAGGAUCACACCAAACAGAUUUUACUGGUCCGUAACGGGUUUAGAUAAGGAGCCGGACCUGGUACACAUGGAGGCCCGAUCAGCCGACGGACAGGCCCACUAUAUAACCUGCAGGAUCCAGGAGUGCUCUGAGACCACCAGGGGGGGCCCUUUCCCACGAUCCAUUGACACCAACUCACUGGUAGUACAGGAUGAGUAUGUCUUUAUCCAGGUGACCUCUGGUGGAAGAGCAAAUUACUACGUGUCGUACAAACGCGAAGCCUUCGCUCAGAUCAAAUUGCCCAAAUACUCGCUGCCCAAGGAUAUGCACAUAAUCAGCACCGAUCAGAAGCAGGUAUUCGCUGCCGUGCAGGAGUGGAACCAGAACGAAACCUACAAUUUGUAUAUUUCCGACACUCGCGGCGUCUUCUUCACUCUGGCGCUCGAGAACGUCAAGAGCAGCCGCGGGGUCGAGGGGAACAUCGUCAUCGACCUUUAUGAGGUAGCCGGGGUAAAGGGGUUAUUUCUGGCCAACAAGAAGGUGGACGAACAGAUAAAGACGUUUAUUACUUAUAACAAAGGUCGGGACUGGCGCCUGCUACAAGCCCCGGACACGGACCUGAGGGGGAACCCAAUCACCUGCCUGCUGCCGUUCUGCUCCCUACAUUUCCACCUGCAGAUGUCAGAGAACCCCUAUAACUCUGGGAGCAUCUCCAGCAAGGUGACUGUCCCCUGGCUCAUUGUUGCCUCAGGGAACGUCGGCUCCGAGUUGUCCCCCACCGACACCAACAUGUUCAUCUCCUCUGAUGGCGGCAACACCUGGAAACACAUCUUUGAAGAGGAAUAUAACAUAUGGUACUUAGACUGGGGGGGCGCUCUGGUUGCCAUGAAACAUACGACCCUGCCGGUGCGCCAUUUGUGGUUGAGUUUCGAUGAGGGCCGUUCGUGGAAUAAAUACGCAUUUACCUCCGUGCCGCUGUUUGUUGAUGGGGCGCUUAUAGAGCCUGGGCUGGAGAAUCACAUCAUGACAGUAUUCGGCCAUUUUAGCCUCCGCUCUGAGUGGCAGUUGGUGAAAGUCGACUACAAAUCGAUAUUUGGGAGAAGGUGCAAUGAAAACGACUUCGAGAGCUGGCACUUAAACAACCAGAGAGACUUCUGUGUGAUGGGAGAGAGAAAAACCUACCGGAAGCGGAGGCCCGGGUCCCAGUGCCUGCUGGGAAAAGACUAUCUGCGGACUAUAACGGAACCGUGUCUGUGCUCCCACUGGGACUUCGAAUGUGAUUACGGCUACGAGAGACAUGGAAAGAACCAGUGCAGCCCGGCGUUCUGGUUCAACCCAACAUCGGUUUCCGGGGACUGCGGCCAAGGGCAGAGCUACCUGAGGAGCAGCGGGUACCGCAGGAUCGUGUCCAACAACUGCACCGACGGCCUGCGGGACCAGUACUCGGCCAAACCCCAGCAGUGUUUGGGCAAAGCCCCCCAAGGGCUGCACCUUGUUACCACCGAUGGGAAACUGGGGGCUCAGCAGGGGCAGAACGUGACAUUCCUGGUGCAUUUGGAAGAGGGCGACUUGCAAAGAAUAAACAUCCAACUGGACUUUGGCGAUGGCAGUGCCGUCUCCUACUCCAACUUCAGCAAGAUAGAGGACGGCAUACGGCACGUGUACAAGAACACGGGGAUCUACCAGGUCACGGCUUAUGCUGAGAACAGCAUUGGCAUCGACAGCUCCAUCCUCUACCUUCACGUGACGAGCCCCCUGGAAUAUGUGCACCUCAGGGUCCCCUUUGUGGCCAUCAGGAAUAAGGAGGCCAAUGCCAGCGCCGUUGUGUGGCCCUCGCAUUCCGGGACCCUCACUCACUUCUGGUGGAUCGGGAACAGCACCAAGCCGCUCAUCACCUUGGAGAACAGCAUCUCAUUCAUGUUUAAUUCCGAGGGGAUAAAUACCAUCACCGUGCAAGUGUCGUCUGGGGGCACCCUCAUCCAGGAUACUAAGGAGAUCGCUGUCCAUGAAUAUUUUCAGUCUCAGCUGCUGUCGUUCUCCCCCAACCUGGACUAUCACAAUCCCGACAUCCCCGAGUGGCGCCAAGACAUCAGCCGGCUCAUUACGCGGGCCCUCAUACAGGUAACCAAUAUCCCGGAGGAGCACAUUCUGGUCGCCAUGUUCCCGGGUCUCCCGACUUCAGCUGAAGUUUUCGUCCUUCCUCCCAAAAAUGCGAGUGAGCGAAGAAAAGGGAGUAAAGGCGACUUGGAACAGAUGGUGGAAACCCUACUCAGCGCCCUCAACCAAAAUCUUGUGGUGUUUGAGCUGAAGCCGGGAGUGCAAGUCUUUGUGUAUGUGACCCAGCUGACUCUAGCCCCAUUGGUGGACAGCGGAUCGGGCCACAGCAGUUCCGCCAUGUUGAUGCUCCUGUCGGUGGUGUUCUUGGGCCUGGCUGUGUUUUUAAUCUACAAAUUCAAGAGGAAAAUCCCUUGGAUUAACAUUUAUGCACAAGUCCAACACGAUAAAGAACAGGAGAUGAUUGGUUCCGUCAGCCAAAAUGACACCGCGCCCAAGAUUUCGCUCGGCAACUUCCCGGAUUCGGAGGAGCUGUCAGAUAAAGAACUGGACACAAGAGUCAUAGGCACCAUUUCAACCAUCGCCAACAGCGAAAGCACAAAAGAAAUCCCAAACUGUACGAGCGUCUAACGAAGAACCGGACUUUUUUUUUUUUUAAAGGAAAAUCACAUUUUCUGGGAAUUUUUCCCCAUUCUCUGAGCCACUUUUCUGAACUUCAGGUAAAAGAAAAAAAACAUUUGUAAAAAAAAAUAUAAUAAAACUCUCCUGAAUUUUGCUUUGUAAAUGGGAAUCGACGUCCGUGGACCUGCGGGAGAUACUGAGAAAGCUGGUUCUGUUCCUAUUGAGACCCGACAACGGAGUCCAUUCCUUGCUGGAGCGAGGGGAUGUUUGUGGGGAAGGAGACUUGGGACCUACGUAUCGGGGUAUUGUGGGAGAUACAUGGCCCUAUGUAUUGGGGUAUUGUGGGAGAUACACGACUCUACGUAUUGGGGUGACUGGGGAUCGUUUGUGGGAGAUACAUGAGCCAGUAGGUUGGAGCAGACCAGGAUUCCUGACCUUGGAUUUGGAAUCAUUUGGGAUCCAGUUACUGCAAAUGAGAAGAACCAGCAAGAUUGUAUAUUUCCAAUGAAUCCUUUCACUGUGUAUCUAGAGACUCGGGCUCCAUAAAGACCUCCCCAAUGUGGGACCGAGGCCCCCCCCGCGUAUUCUCCUCCCCUUUUUUGUAUCAAGUUGUAUCAAGUCGUUCAAUAUUUAAUCAUUCCUUUCUGUCCAGUGACCCCCGGGAACCGUUUUACUGCCCCCGCCCCCCAAAGUCCACAUUAACGCACAAAAUCGGCAGUCACGUGCCGCGGCUUUGAUUAACGACGCGCCGCUUGGUUUAUUGUGUGCCGGACAGUUAAGGAAUUCAAGGCCAAGCCGCGGAUCUUCGGCAACUCUCCAAGCACUUUUAUCAUUUCCAAAACAAAUUGCCCCUGUCAUCUUCCGAGUUGUCCGCCAAAGUUUAAUUCUCUCUAUCUUUAUAUCCGCGCCUCGCGCAUUCCCAAUUAAGCGUCCAGCAGGGGCCGUAAAUUAUAUUCAUGCAGAAUAUUCUGCUCUAAAUAAAGAGAUGACUCUGGCGAUAUAAAUCCUUCUCAAGGAGGUCUUCGGCCAUUUUUAUUUUCCCCGAUAUUGGUUCAGCUAACGAUUCUGGAGAGGCGCCACCACCACGACGAGUGACCGCGCCGAGAGAAGGAGAACACGGGAUGAAAUGAUGUUUCUAAUUACACUGAACAUUCAGGUGUUCGGCGGCGGAUUCAUUUAUGAAGCAAUUUUCGACACUGCUCGGCGGGCCGUGAAGAUUGGCCCAUCUGACCCUCAUUUAGUCAUUUUAAUAACCCCCCCCCCUCGCUCCUCUGUGCAUGUUAAUGGCAAAUUAUAAUGAUGGCGUUGUACAUAUCUAUGAUGUAAAUAGUUUUUAAUUUCUUGGAAAUAAAUUAAUGUUUAGUAAUAUAAACGAGG
Molecule: messenger RNA, 5191 nt
Organism: Xenopus tropicalis (tropical clawed frog)
Lineage: Eukaryota; Metazoa; Chordata; Amphibia; Anura; Pipidae
Gene: sorcs3
Product: sortilin-related VPS10 domain containing receptor 3
Exons: 27
Coding region: 227-3823 (1198 amino acids)
Cellular component (GO): membrane; postsynaptic density; synaptic membrane
Source: RefSeq, a predicted model, not a curated record